CGCCCCCGGCUGGCCCAGGUGUCUCAACGUGGGGAGCACCGAAGAGCUGAAUUCCAACUCCAAGUACUUGUUCACCAUGACCACCGUCUUCGCCAUGCGCACGGCCAAGUCGGAGUUCGAGCUGAGGCUGAAGGGCCUCUCCAACCUCCGGGAAUCAUGGCAGAGCCUGGAGGACAUCCAGAAACUCUUCUGGUUCAACAAAACUCCAGUCACAGAAUAUGUCACUGAACACUGGGUAGAUGACGAUUUCUUUGGCUACCAAUAUCUUAAUGGAGUCAACCCCGUUAUCAUCCGAAAAUGCACCAAGAUCCCGGAAAACUUCCCUGUGACCCAGGAGAUGGUGGCUGGCAGCUUAGCAGAAGGCACCAGCCUCCAGAAAGAGCUGGAGAAUGGGAACAUGUUUAUCACAGACUACAAGAUUCUGGAGGGCAUCCCCACCUGCGAACUGGACGGGAAGCCCCAGUACAUCUCGGCCCCGCUCUGCCUGCUGUACCUGAACCCACAGGGGCAAAUGAUGCCGGUGGCUAUCCAGAUCAGCCAAACCCCAGGGCCCGAGAACCCCAUCUUUCUGCCCUCGGACUCCACAUGGGACUGGAUGCUUGCCAAGAUCUGGGUGAGGCUGGCCAACUUCCACGUCCACGAAGUCAAUACCCACCUCCUGGAGGCUCACUUUCUGGGCGAGGUCUACACCAUGGCCACCCUCCGCCAGCUACCCAUGUGCCACCCGAUUUACAAGCUCCUGAUUCCCCACACCCGCUAUAUAUUCCACAUCAAUACUCUUGCGCGUACCAGUCUUCUCCAAGCAGGAGGUUUAUUGGAUAAGGCGACUUCGACGGGCCGUGAGGGGAUGUUGAAACUGCUAGCCAGAGGCUUGCAAGCCACCAGCUACACUUCCCUUUGCCUCCCGGACGACCUGGAGGACCGUGGAGUCACCUCGUUGCCCAAUUACUACUACAGGGAUGACGGGAUGAAGAUCUGGGCAGCCAUCGAGAAGUACGUCUCUGGCAUCGUCGGCUUCUACUAUAAAUCUGACGCGGCUGUGAAAGGCGACUCUGAGCUGCAAGCUUGGAUUCAUGAGAUCUUCACAGAAGGCUUCCUGAGCAGAAAAUCUUCAGGUGUGCCUUCCAGCCUGGAAACUGCCCCGGAGCUGAUCCGGUUCCUCACCAUGGUCAUCUACUGCUGCUCGGCACGACACUCAGCUGUCAACAGCGGGCAGUUUGACUUUGCUGCCUGGAUACCCAACACGCCGCCCACCCUGAGGCAGCCCCCUCCCAAGGUCAAGGGCGCCACCACCCUGCAAAGCGUCCUGGAUACGCUCCCGGACGUGAGCUCCACGUGUUCGCUCUUGGUGGUCCUUUCUGUGGUUAGCAAUGAACUGGGCGACCUGAGACGGCUGGGCAAUUACCCUGACGAGCAUUUCACAGAGGACGAGCCGAAAAGACACAUCGCAGCCUUCCAGGCACAACUGGCGGAGAUCUCUAAGGAAAUCAAAGAAAGGAACCAGAUGUUACCUCUCAGCUACUCCUACAUGGACCCCGCUGUCGUCGAGAACAGUGUCACUGUAUAG
Molecule: messenger RNA, 1567 nt
Organism: Varanus komodoensis (Komodo dragon)
Lineage: Eukaryota; Metazoa; Chordata; Lepidosauria; Squamata; Varanidae
Product: hydroperoxide isomerase ALOXE3-like
Exons: 11
Coding region: 77-1567 (496 amino acids)
Biological process (GO): linoleic acid metabolic process; lipid oxidation
Molecular function (GO): oxidoreductase activity, acting on single donors with incorporation of molecular oxygen, incorporation of two atoms of oxygen; iron ion binding
Source: RefSeq, a predicted model, not a curated record